Molecule: messenger RNA, 4410 nt
Organism: Dictyostelium discoideum AX4
Lineage: Eukaryota; Evosea; Eumycetozoa; Dictyosteliales; Dictyosteliaceae
Exons: 2
Coding region: 1-4410 (1469 amino acids)
Source: RefSeq, a predicted model, not a curated record
AUGAAAUUCAUACCAUUCAAUUUAUAUGACAAUCAAAAUUUAUUGCCAUCAAAUGAAGACGAUGAACCAAUUGAUGUGAUUGCAUCAUUAAAUGAUUUUUUAAUGUCGACAAAGAAUGGAGAGAUACUACAUUACAAUAUAACAUCAACCAAUGAAUGUAACAUUUUAAAUCGAUUCAAUACACGAUAUACAACCAUUCAAGCAUUAUCAUACAUUGAAACCAAUGAUAGUAUUUUAACAUUAGAGAAAGAGGGGGAGAUUGGUGUUGUAAUGGUUUACCAAAAUUGGAGACAAAAUCAAGGUUGUUCUUCACCACAGCUUGAAGAUGGUAGUCCAUUAUCAUCAAGUCCAAUCAUUUUACAAGAAUUUGAUCACCAAUCAUCAUCACCAUCAUCAUCAUCACAUUUACAUUCACAUUUAAUAUCAACAUUACCAACCUUAACUAAAAUUAAUAUACCAGUACCAUCAAGUGUUGUAUCAUUAUCAUCAUGUCCAAUUACAGGUCGUGUAAUUAUAUCAACCGAAUCAUUUGUUAGUGUUUGGACACCAGUUUAUAGUAAUUAUCCAUCAAUAAAUUAUUUUGAAAAGAUUUUAGAUAUUCAUAUCAAAGAUGUAACUCUAGUUGCAAUCUAUGAGAAUUAUUUAGCAUAUUCAACUUUAAAUGAGGUUAAAGUUUUAUUAUUAUCAUUAUCACUCUCAAAAAGAAGUCAAACAUCACAACAACAACAACAACAACAACAGCAACAACAACAACAACAGCAACAACAACCACAAUUUGAAUUAUUUAGAAACAAUAAUAAUAGUAGUAAUAAUAAUAAUAAUAAUAGUAGUAAUAAUAAUAGUUUACUUAAAUCAGUUAAUAGUGGACCAUCAGAUAUUAUAGAGGAUGAACAUUAUUUUGAAGUAACAUUUGAUAGUAAUGGUAAUCCAACUGGUAAGAAUCAAAUACCAAUUUUAGAGAUUAAAUCAAUAACAGAUAAUAAUAAUAAUGGUAAUAGCAAUAGUAAUAAUGGUUUUGAAGAAGUGUUGGGACCAAUUAGUGAUAUUGAACAUGGUAUAAAUGUAAAUAGUGAAUCUGGUUUCACAUUAUUAGCAUCAACAUUAUUAUUAAGUAAAAGAUUUUAUAGAGAUGAUGAAAUUCAUACUUUAUUUUUAUUACCAGAUGCAUCAACAAACAAUUCAAUACUCUUACAAGAGGAACCUUCAAAUACCAAUAGCGUUGGUAAUCCAACUGGUAGCACUGGUAAAUUACCAUUGACACCACCAAGAAAUAGAUCAUUAGGUCAAAUGAAUGUUCAAUCAAAUUCUUCAAAAUUAAGUAAAAGUAGGUCAAAUAGUAAUUUUAAUAACAUGAAUGGUUCAAUAGAUACUGCAGCUGCAGCUGCAUUAGCAUCAGGUAUAACAGUUAAUGGUAAUAAUAAUACCAAUAAUACCACCACUACCAAUAACAAUACUACAAAUAAUACAAAAUCAAUGGUUUAUAUGAGAUGUGUAAUUUCAACAUCAAGACAGGGAUUUGUUUAUAAUAUAAGUAAACCAUCAUUAUUAUCAUGUUAUUUAUAUGCAAAUGAAACUAUUGCAUGUACAGCAAGUCAAUCAUUCCUAUAUACAAUUACUAUUGAAGAUUUAGCAACAUGGACAUUAAGAUCAUGUGAAGGUGCAAAUGAUGGUGAUGUACCACCACCAUUUGGUUUAGGUUUAAAAAAUUUCUUAUUCCUUAAAAAAGUUGCAGUAGUUGGUGAUCAUUUAAUAAUUUUAUCAAAAACUACAAAUGCACAAUUAAAUGGUAUUACAAUUGGCGGCGGUGGUGGUGGUGGUAAUGGUAGUACAAGUGGUAGUAAUAAUAAUAGUACAAGUGGUAAUAAUAGUAGUAAUAAUAAAGUACCAAAUUUAUUAAGAUCAACAAAUAAAACAUUAUCACCAAAUCCAAAAUCGAAACAACCAGAACCAAAACAAAUGAAACAAUCAAUGAUUACAAAUUUUUGGAGUAUUUAUAUUAUUCAUCAUACACCACUUCAAACAUUGUAUAAUGAAAUUUUAGAGUAUGCUCAAAUGAGUAAAGAAAAAGAUGAAGAAGUUUAUCAUCAGUUAUUGUUGGAGGGUCAUUUCUUAUUACAAUCGAAAUUAGCCAAUCAACAUAUAUCAACUUCAAUCAAAAUGAAUGAUAUGGCAUCAUUGAUAAACUAUGGUAUAGAACGAAAGAAUUAUCAAUCCCUUUUGAAAAGAUCGUCAACUUAUUUGGGUGAAUUUUUCUCAAAACAAAAAGAUUUCAUGAGAGCGGCACUUUGGUAUAGUUCAAGUGAUUCUGAUAUUGAGUCGGUUUUCAAUCUAUUAGUUUCGACACCAGAAUCACAUAAAUCAUUGAUAUACUAUUUAGAACAUGUGCUUUACGAUCCAUCAUCUUAUGAAUCACUAUAUGGCAAUGAGGAAUUAUGUAAUAGAAUAUUGAGACAUUAUCAUGAACAUAGUCCACAUAGAUUAUCAUUGUUGGUAUUGGAAUCCUCGAUUUCAAGCUACUCUCAAACAUUGGCAAUCCAAUUACUAACCAGUAUUUCAGAGAAGGGUGAUUUCGAUCUUGAUGAAAGAAAUAGAGUGUACUUUGCAUUGGGGCUAUUGUAUCUUGACCAGGUUAAUAUUCAAGAUACCAUUCUUUCAUUUAACCAAAUUCCAACGGAAGCUUUAAUUCAUCUCUGUUUGAAAAAUCCAAAACUUUUAGCACCAAUUGGCGAAUCUGAACCAACUGGUCUAUGUAAAAUAUUAAGACAAUCAACUCCAUGGGGUCUAUUGGAGAUUACAAUUCAAUUGGUAAUUCAAAAAGAGAUUACCCCUGAAUUUGCUUUAAAAAUUCUAUUGGCUUCAACUUCAACACUUACAAAUGGUAUCUUAAAUCCAAUCUCUUAUCAUACCGAUGAUUAUGAUUUUGAUUCUUUAUUAUUAAAAAUUUUUUUAGAAUGGUUUUUAUCAAAUAAUUUUAAACAACAACAACAAAUUGCACAAUUACAAGCACAACAACAAAAACAAUUAUUACAACAACAACAAUAUCAACAACAUCAACAAUUAUUAUUACAAAGACAACAACAACAACAACAUCAAUAUCAAUAUCAACAAAAACAACAACAACAAUCCCAACAACCACAAUCUCAACAAUCCCAACAACAGCAACAACAACAACAACAACAACAACAACAACAACAACAACAACAACAACAACAACAACAACAACAACAACAACAACAACAACAACCACAAUCUCAUCAAGCACAACAAAACAAAAACCAUCCAUCAUCAACAUUUUCACAAGAACUUGUUCCAGAAUUUAUUAAAUAUUUAAUACAUUUAUAUGUUCAAGAUAUACAUAGAUUUAGAGGUUCUGAUGAAAAACUUUUUAAAUCAUUAAAUUUAGAUAUUCAAGGAAUAUUUAAUAGUACAAAUACAAAAUCUUCAUCAUCAAAUUUACCAACAAAUAAUAAUAAUAAUAAUAAUAAUAAUAAUAAUAAUAAUAAUAAUAAUAAUAAUAAUAAUAAUAAUAAUAAUAAUAAUAAUAAUAAUAAUCAAAAUAAUAAUAAUAAUCAAAAUAAUAAUAAUAAUCAAAAUAAAUCUCAACAACAAAAAAUACCAAAUAAUAAUAAUAAUAAUAAUAAUAAUAAUAAUAAUAAUAAUAAUAAUAAUAAUAAUAAUAAUAAUAAUAAUAAUAAUAAUAAUAUUAAUAAUAAUAAUAAUAAUAAUAAUAAUCAACAACAACAACAACAACAACAACAAAUUAAUAAUUAUCAUUCAAAUAUUUAUUGUAAUCAAUGGAUUUUAUUUCAUUUAAAUUCAUUUUUAAAUAUACCACAAUGGUUAUCAAAAUUACCACCAUUUUCAAUUGAUAACCCAUCAGCACAAAAUCAAGUUAAAUAUUUAUUAACAUCAUUAUAUUAUAGAAAACUUCAAUCUUUAUUAUCGAUUAAUAUAAUUAAAGAUUUUGAGUUUAUGGAAACAAUUGAAACUAUAUUCAGUAAUGGUAAUGAUCCAAAAGAGAAUACAAUGUUAUUAUCAUUGAAAUUGGCUUGUUUACCAUUAUUGGAUCGUAUAAAAGAAUCAAUUGAAUUGGUAUUACAAUCGAAUAUCUCUAUCAUCUUUGAUUAUUCUUGUCAUUUUUGUAAACAAUUGGAAGAUUGGUCAAUAGUUUUAGAAUCAAUUUUAAAGAAAUAUCAAUUAGAAAAAUCACCAACAGAAAAAGAAAUUAUCAUUCAUGAAUAUGAAGAGUUAUUAAGUCAUCUUAGUGCUUUCUUAGAUCCUGAAUCUUUUCUUCAUUUAUUACCACCAAAUGGUAAAAUCGAUUAUUAUUUGCUUUUCAUUGAAAAAUCUUUUUCAAAUCAUCAAGCUAAAAUUUUAAAAUCAAAUUUAUCUUCAAACUUAUUAGAAUAA